Bursaphelenchus xylophilus (pine wood nematode) is the source of this 7398-nucleotide messenger RNA. The record is from the annotation of a GenBank genome assembly. Lineage: Eukaryota; Metazoa; Nematoda; Chromadorea; Rhabditida; Aphelenchoididae.
AUGAAUUCGUUGCUAACAUGCCAUUACGAGAAUUGUGGGAGCCGAUUUCAGACUCAUUUCGAUCAAAUUGCACAUUUCGAGACAAAUCACUAUGGUAAGGCCUUUUUUCUGAUUCACAUAGAGCUCACGUUGAUUGAUAUUAUGUUUACUAUGAUUUUUUCUUAUUUUAGCCGAUGCUCAAUCCAAAAUUUUGGCAGAACUUAAUGCUCUCCAAUCUGAACUUGACCUCUGUAAAGAUGAUGAAGAAAAGGCGCAGGUUAACGAAAGAUUUAAUGCAUUUUAUAGCCAAGCCAUUCAAAUGAGCUUGUUAAAGAAGUAAGCGUUUUAUUUAUUAUUGUUUUCUGUUUUUAGGCAAGGAUUUGAUGUUAUUCAUGAGGAUUGGAGGUGGCUUGAGAGAAAUUAGAUUUUUCCCUAAACUUUUAAAAGUUUGGAGAGAAAAAUAGAUAAAAUUAACUUUAGUAACGCACUGGCUUUUUAUUUUCCACAUGCUAGAUGUUUCCCUGUUGAAAAUUCAAAGGCGUCACGUAAUUUUCUUCAGCAAAGCCAGCUUUGAUGGUGAAUAUGACAGAAACCAAAGGUUAUUUGUCGUGGAGGCGGAAAUGGCUAAGCUCUUUAUGUCGAAAACACUGCCAUAGUCUUUGUUUGGUUUGACGAAUGCCUUUAUCAGCUGUUUUCGUCUUGUUAUUACCUAAACUCCAGCCGUCAUGUGCAAUAUUUUUAGUUCUGCAAUUUUAUCACAACUUCUAUCUAUAAACUGUUUAGAUUACGUCCAUUCGAAGACAACUACAUUCCUCGACGAGAGUUGGAAAAGAAACCGCUGACUUUGAACUUUUGCAAUUAUAAAAAACGACCGCCGAGUGCGGCACCGACUCCCUCCGGAUCUCAGAAACGACAAUCAGUGCCGAGUAAGCGACUUGGUGAGCCGGGUAGUGAGCCAGCAAAGGCUGAGGGUGCUAGGUGAGUGAAGAAUUUAAAAAAAUUCUUGGAAUUUUUUGUCAUGGAUAAUAUAAUAUUUUAGUGAUGAACGGAAAUAUCGGUGCACUAUGGAAGGUUGCAAUCGCGCGUAUAAAAAUACAAAUGGCCUGAGGUUUGUUUUUCCUUCGAUUUUUGUUUUGGUUUUUAGGUUGAAAAUUGGAUUUAUCAAAAAAAUUCGAUGUUUACACGGAUUUUUGAGAAUUGUCGAAUUUUUUUCUGAUUUGAUUCCAAAUAUGUUCCAGAAAUCACAUUAAGACAACACACGGGGUCACAACGCUUCAAGUGAACAUCCCAACAGGGUCUCCAAGACCCGCUUCAUCCGAAAUUAUCCAAGGAUCGGCGCCAGUGGCGGCUCAAAAAUUCGUUCAGCCCGUUGAGACCCCAACGGUGAAGCAGGACGAUGUAAAAGCGCAGCCUCAGUUCCGCGGAGGCUCAAGGAUGACCCCGAAUGAGGAGAUUAUUCUGAGUCGGGUGCAGAUGAGCACUAUGAACGAUGGCCAAGCACCUAUGGAACCGUUGCCGCCGACCCCAAAGAAGUCGGAGAAGAAGGUCGAAAAGAACUACGCAUGUGAUAGCUGUCCCAAAACUUACAAAACCGCCGCCAAUUUGCGGAAACACAUGGCCGAUCAACAUGGGAAGGCACCGCAGUCACCGGCCAUUGGUAGGUAUCAUGGGUAAUAUAAAAAGUGAUCGAUGGAGUGGAUUUUUUUCGGCUAAAGUUUGUAAAAUACGAUUCUGGUAUAUCAGGCUGUUUUUUGAGCAACUGGGACGAUUGAGGAGAAAGAUGAUUGCGGAAAAGUACGAUUGGUGAAAUUGAAAAUUAUUAUUUUUCUUCGAUGCAAGUGUGAAAUUUGAAUAAUCGAGGGUGCUGAUUUCGAAAAUGACAUUCAUUUUCUUUGAUCUUUACUUUUUUCCUUAAGUAGUACUGUAAAGUAGUAAUUUUUUUAAUUUUUUUCAUGGAUACUCGAUUUUGGGGGUUUCGAUGUUGCUGAUUUCAAAUCAGAAAAAAAAAAUAAAUAAGAUUUUCGAAAUCAGCACCAUGGAAAACCCCUAAAUCGAGUUUUUGUGAAAAAAGUUUAAAAAAUUACUACUUUACAGUACUACUUAAACAAAAAAGUAAAGAUCAAAAACAAAAAAUGAAUGUCAUUUUCGAAAUCACAACCCUCGAUUAUCCUAAUUUCACACUUCCAUCGAAGAAAAAUAAUACUUUUUUGUUUCCCCAAUCGUAUUUUCCCCAUUCGUCCCAGUUCCGUUUCAUGGAUAAUACAGGGUGUUCCAAGAAUUAUGGAAAAGACUAUUCAUUAAUGACUUUGUGUUCGGUGGUUCAACAAGGAGUUUUUUUUCCCGUUUUACAGAAAAACCUUGAAGUUUUUAGAAUCCAAAAAUUUUUUUUCUUUUAUCGGCGGAGACUUCCGUAAACCGCCUCAAACUGGGCGGAGUGUUUUUUUUCACACAUGAGGCUGUAAAUAAUUUCUUAAAUGGGUUCUUUUUUUUCUCCGCCGGUUUCUCCGCCGAAUUGCCGUUUUUUGUCAUCUGCCAGUCGGCCUUCUGGAACACCCUGUAUAAAAAGUGAUGGAUGGAGCAGAUUUUUUUGGCUAUUAUUUGUAAAAUACGAGACCUGUAUAUAACGCUGUUUUUAAAAACACAUUUUUUUAGAUCACCGUCAGCCACAACGAGUCAAUUACACCCUCGGUCAGCCGGUUCAAAAUGCAAUGCCCGGAACCAUGGCCAACGCUCAGCAAAAUAUGACGGUAAAUUUGAAAUUUCUUGGACUAAAAUGAGCGAAAAUUUAAUUUCAGCUCCAUUCACCCCGAUCUCAGCCAGUUCAACAACGUCUUCCACAAUCCCCGCUAACUCAGGGACAUCAUGUAGGUGUUUUAGAGGUUUUUUUUGUGAUUUCGGGAUUCUAAUGGAACUUUUGAAGGGAAUUGUGAGGUGUGAUGGGUUGGAAAUUUGGUAAAAAUAAGUUUGAUAGGGUUUGGGAUAUGAGACACGGUUUAAUUCGAGAUUUUUUAUAUUGAUUUAGGUAUUUUAUACCUAAAAUUUCGAUUUUUUUGGGUUUUAGGAGGUUCUAUGGCAAAAAGAGUUUGUAAAAUACGAUGCAUAUAGGUGUAGUUGUAUUUUUUACUGCUUGAAAUUAAAUUUCCCCCAUUUUUAGUCGCCUCGAAACGUCUCCGUCCAGCAGGUGAUGCACUCGCCCGUAAAUCAACAAACCCCGCCCCAACAACGCACCUACGCUGCCGUAACUCCCCGCCAAUACGAACAACAACAAUUCGUCCAGCCAAUCCACUAUUCGAACUCGUCUCCGUCUCAGCCAUCAACCCCCACAACCCCAACUCAAUACGAACAACAGAGCCCACAAGAAUCGUACAAUCAAGGCGGAUCGGUGACUGUGGUUAUGCCAGAUGACCAACGAAAUGCAUCAAGAGCCUAUGGACCUCAAUAUGAAAGAUACCCUCCACAACCGAUUGCUCAAAGAAGGCUGUCAGGCCCGAAAGUUCAACAAACUCAUGUAAGCUAGUGUAAUAUGCGAAUUUUUGGUUAUAAAAGAGUGAUUUGAAGUGGAAAGAGUAUGGAAAUAGUGGUUUUUGAUAGAUUAGAGAAUGUGAAGAGGGAAUACAAGGCUGGAUGGGUGGUUUUUUUCGGGUAUGGCAAGGGGGGAUCAAAAAAAUUUUUUUGGGAUUUUGAUAGUUUUUGUUUGAAAAAAGUAUUUUUUGGGGGUUUGGUGUGUUUUUAGAGACAUGUAGGUCAUAAAAAUGUUUUUUUUUUGGCUAGAGUAAGAGGUAAGAAAAUUUUUUUGGAUUUUUAAAAAUUUUGAUUUCAAAAAAAGAUGAUUUUUUUACUAAAUUCUGAUGUUUUCAGCCCUAUUAUAACCAAAAAACCGCCCGUCCCGGCUAUCAGCAGCCGUCCGGACAUCAAAUGGAAUACGUUCGAACCACCCCGGUCCAAUCCGGAGGCCCAAUCCGAGGCUCUCAAAUGUCCACAAACAUGGCCACUCCCCAAACCAAUUUCACUCAACAACCCCACUACGGCCAGCGAGCAAUGACCAAUAAUUACGAAGCCAGGACGAUCAGAAGAGCCCCGCAACCGACCAGCUCCAACAACUUGUCGGCUCAAUUGGCCCCGCUAAAUGUGGGCCAAAGUGGCGGAAGCACCCCCUCGGGCAAUGUGGAAACGAUCCAGAUUACGAAAGUGCCGUCUUCACAGUGUAAGUGGAAAAAAAAAAUUUUUUUUGAAUUUGCCUAAAAAAAUUUUUUUAAAAGUUUUUGUGUUGAAAACCCUGGGGAAGCGUAUUUUAAAAGACGAUUUUUGGCUCGCUGCGUCAGCCAAUACAAGGGCCGGACAUUCAAAAAAUUUUUUUUUGAGUUUUUCGGCCUAAAAUGUUGGUAUAGGUCACUAAAACCGAUUCUCAAAUUUUUUUUGCCCAGUGAUGCCCGGAAGGUAGAAAUUUGCAUACGGUUAUAACCGUCCUUCUGAGCUCUGCUGUUGCCGUCGCAAUAAAGAAAACUCGACGAAACCGACACCAUAUAGGUUUUGGUGGACGGCAAAUUCAAAAAUCGCAAUUUCAAGUUAGUAGGAUUACUGUAACAUACAGUUUUUGACCAUCGGUCGAUAAAAAUCGACCGUAUCUCCUUCAAAUCAAAAAUCCCACAAGAUUUUAUUGCAGAUUUGGAAUCAGCAUAAAAUUCUGGUCUAGAAACACGUAAUUUGCAUCCUUGAUUCCGUGGCAGAUAAAUCAUGGCGCAGUGGGUUUUGACGAAAACUAGUAAUCUGACGACCCUGGUUCGAUCCCCGCUGGAGACAAAUAUUGUAAAAAAUAUGGAAAUGACAUUUAAUGGAAUUGUGAGGGUUAUAUGAGCAACGCUAAGAUUUUUAGACAUCAAUGGAACAUGAAUUUAAGGUUAGAACAGGGUUUAUAUUAUUUUAGUCUCGGAAUCCGUGAAAAAUAAAACUGCUUCAAACGGGCUGAAAUUGAUAUCACCUAUUCUAGGCCUAAUUCUAAGAAACUUUUACGUUAACCUUUUUUUGUUAGAUUACUGUAUCGUGGAUUACGGUAACAUAAAACCCAAUUUUGUUUUUUCAUACCACAAGGCGCAGAGCCAUCGGAAUGUCACGAAGAUUGUAGGAAUGGUUAAGAACGAGUGGGUUUGCGAACUAACAGUUCGUUUAUGGCCGUAUGUUUUGAAAUACCUGAGUUAUCUAACACAAUAUCACCAAUGGAUGAUGAGAUUAAUUCAGACUGAAAAUGAGUUAGAAUUGCAUUUUAAAUAUGAGGCAUGCCCGCUUUCUGCCGUUUGAAUAAUGUAGCCAAAAAAAAAUUUAAUUUUAUGCGAAAAUUUUGAAGAAAUCGCCUUUAAGGAGGCCGAGCUUUUUGUUACCGUAAUCCACGUUACAGUAAUCUAAGAAAAAAAAGUUAACGUAAAAGUUUCUUAGAAUUAGGCCUAGAAUAGGUGAUAUCAAUUUCAGCCCGUUUGAAGCAGUUUUAUUUUUCACGGAUUCCGAGACUAAAAUAAUAUAAACCCUGUUCUAACCUUAAAUUCAUGUUCCAUUGAUGUCUAAAAAUACUUAGCGUUGCUCAUAUAACCCUCAUAAUUCCAUUAAAUAUCAUUUCCAUAUUUUUUACAAUAUUUGUCUCCAGCGGGGAUCGAACCAGGGUCGUCAGAUUACUAGUUUUCGUCAAAACCCACUGCGCCAUGAUUUAUCUGCCACGGAAUCAAGGAUGCAAAUUACAUGUUUCUAGACCAGAAUUUUACGCUGAUUCCAAAUCUGCAAUAAAAUCUUGUGGGAUUUUUGAUUUGAAGGAGAUACGGUCGAUUUUUAUCGACCGAUGGUCAAAAACUGUAUGUUACAGUAAUCCUACUAUCUUGAAAUUGCGAUUUUUGAAUUUGCCAUCCACCAAAACCUAUCUGGUGUCGGUUUCGUCGAGUUUUCUUUAUUGCGACGGCAACAGCAGAGCUCAGAAGGACGGUUAUAACCGUAUGCAAAUUUCUACCUUCCGGGCAUCACUGGGCAAAAAAAUUUUGGGAAUCUGUUUUAGUGACCUAUACCAACAUUUUAGGCCAAAAAACUCAAAAAAAAUUUUUUUGAAUGUCCCCGGCUGACGCAGCGAGCCAAAAAUCGUCUUUUAAGUUUUUAAAAAAUUUGGUUUUAGACGCGGGUCCAAGAAACAACAUUGCGCACCGUCAAAUUGCUCAUCAACCGGUCGCCGGAAGCUCGAUACGUGCAAGAUUCGACCCCAACAGAGGCCAACCCUCUCAACAUUACUAUCAACCACAACAGGGACAACCGGCAAGAUACCUUCCGUCUCGUAAGAAUCGAUUUUGAACCGAAUUUUGGGGGUUUUUGAGAUUUUGCACGGUGCGGAAAAAAUUGCAGAUGAUUUGCACAGUGCGGAAAGAAUUGGGAUCACUUGCACGGUGCGAAGUUGAAAAAGGGAGAUUGCACUGUGCAAAAGAAGGAUUUUAGUUUUUGCACUGUGCGCUAUCGGAAUUUUUAGAUCGGCAUUGUGCAAAGAAGUCUGGAAAGAAAAAUUUGGUUGCACUGUGCGGACGAAAAUUGAUUUUGGUCGCGCGAUGCGACAAAAAAUCAGAAAAUGUGAUUGCACUGUGCAAAAGCGACAAAAAAUGUUUGCGAAUUGCACUGUGCAGAACUCUCGCGCGAAGACUUGUCAAUGCACUGUGCAAAAUCGCGAAUAAUUUCUGGAUUGCACGGUGCGGGAAAAUAUUUUUUUACGCACUGUGCAAAAAGUAAGAAGUUCAGAAUGCACAGUGCAAAAGCGACAGAGAAGAUUUUUAGAGUGCACCGUGCAAUGUGAAUUGCACUGUGCAGAGCUGUCGCGCGAAGAUUUGUUAAUGCACCGUGCAAAAUCGCGAAUAAUUUCUGGAUUGCACAGUGCGACAAAUAUGUUUUUAGGCACUGUGCAGAAGAAAGCAAAAAUUUCCAAUUGCACAGUGCAAAAGCGACAAAGAUUUUGAGAUUGCACUGUGCAAAAAACAAGAAUUUUAUAAUCGCACAGUGCAAAAGCGACAAAGAUUUUGAGAUUGCACAGUGCAAGAGCGACAAAGAUUUUGAGGUUGCACUGUGCAAAAAAAAAACAAGAAGUCCCGAUCGCACAGUGCAAGAGCGACAAAGAUUUUGAGGUUGCACUGUGCAAAAAAAACAAGAAGUCCCGAUCGCACAGUGCGAAAGCGACAGAGAGGAUUUUGAGAUUGCACCGUGCAAAAAAAUUUCCGGGAUAUUUUCAUCCGCACCGUGCAGUAGGAAGAGCAAUUUUAGCGCACUGUGCGGUGGAAAUUGGAUUCCAAAUUGAAUAAUUUGAGUUGAUCUUUGGUUUCAGAGUUCUCCCAGCGAGUUAUCCGGGUCUCGUCCGCCGCUCAAGCCUACCCACCCAACUCCCAGCCCCCACCUCCAGAGCCGAACUGA